AUGAACGUGACUGAUGCAGCCUGGAAAAACAAUGCCAAAGACCCUGAUGGGGUGGAAAAGUCACCUUGUGUCGUUGGCAUGGGUGCACCCAUCUACUAUUGCAUCCUGUUGGGUGUUGGUUUGCCAGUUAACAUUUUGACAGCCAUCGCACUGUCACGUUUAGCUGCCCGCACCCACAAAUCCUCCUACUGGUACCUCUUGGCCCUCACGGCCUCCGACAUCCUGACUCAAGUCUUUGUUGUCUUUGCGGGUUUCAUCGUGCAGGCAGCCAUCUUGUCUCGUGAGGUCCCCAGUGCCUUCACCCACACCGUCAAUGUGCUGCAGUUCACAGCCAAUCAUGCCUCCAUCUGGGUGACUGUACUGCUGACUGUGGACCGUUACGUGGCCCUCUGCCAUCCUCUGCAGUACAGGUCUGUCUCCUACCCUGAGCGCACUCGGAAGAUCAUUGGUGCCAUGUUUGCAGUGUCCGUGGCCACUGGAAUCCCAUUCUACUGGUGGCUAGAUGUCUGGCAUGAUGCCUACCCACCCACCACCAUGGAUAAGGUCCUGAAGUGGCUUCACUGUUUCAUCAUCUACUUCUUUCCUUGUGGUGUCUUCCUGGUGACCAAUUCAGUGAUCAUUUUCAAGCUUAAGCACUCAGGGAGGCCCAGCCGGCGCCUGAGCAAAACCACAGCAAUUCUAUUGGCCAUCACAACUAUCUUCAUUGUCCUCUGGGCUCCAAGAACAUUUGUCAUUAUCUACCAUCUCUACAAGACCUCAGUCAAUCAGGACUGGCGAGUACAUCUGGCCCUAGAUGUCGCCAACAUGGUGGCCAUGCUCAACACCUCCCUCAACUUCUUUCUCUACUGCUUUGUCAGCAAGACCUUCAGGUGCACCAUCCGGGAGGUGCUGGUAUCCUACAAGCUACAAUGUGUCCAGUCACCAAGGAAGAAAAAUCCCUUGGAAGCCACUGGGGAAUCCCUAAAGCCACUGGGGCUCUUGAAUGGAACUUCACUUUAG
This is a messenger RNA of Sceloporus undulatus (fence lizard), 999 nucleotides long. It is a transcript of the gene GPR142, whose product is annotated as G protein-coupled receptor 142. Bases 1 to 999 code for a protein of 332 amino acids. Gene Ontology annotation, biological process: G protein-coupled receptor signaling pathway. Gene Ontology annotation, cellular component: membrane. The transcript is spliced from 2 exons. Lineage: Eukaryota; Metazoa; Chordata; Lepidosauria; Squamata; Phrynosomatidae. Gene Ontology annotation, molecular function: G protein-coupled receptor activity. The record is from RefSeq and is a predicted model, not a curated record.